Molecule: messenger RNA, 3239 nt
Organism: Tripterygium wilfordii
Lineage: Eukaryota; Viridiplantae; Streptophyta; Magnoliopsida; Celastrales; Celastraceae
Product: FT-interacting protein 4
Exons: 1
Coding region: 61-3099 (1012 amino acids)
Source: RefSeq, a predicted model, not a curated record
GUCACUUCAUCUUCUUCAUCUCUCUCUCUGCAUCUCUUCUGUAACAACAAAGAACUGAAUAUGAUGAAUGGCAGCACCACCACAAAUGCUAAAGAAAAGCUGGUGGUGGAGGUGGUGGCAGCACACAAUCUUAUGCCCAAAGAUGGAGAAGGUUCAUCUUCACCGUUUGUAGACGUAGAGUUUGAGAAUCAGAGGCUCAGAACCCAAGUGAAAUACAAAGACUUGAACCCCAUUUGGAAUGAGAAGCUUGUUUUCUACAUAAAAGAUGUUGCAGAUCUUCCUUACAGAACCAUAGAGGCCAAUGUCUUCAAUGAGAGAAGGUCCAGCAACAGCAGGAACUUUUUGGGUAAAGUUAGAAUUUCUGGUUCAAUGGUUGCUAAAGAAGGUGAAGAGGUGGCACAGUUGUUCACUCUUGACAAAAGAAGCUUGUUUUCUCAUGUGAGGGGAGAGAUAAGCUUGAAGCUUUAUGUGUCCAAAACAGAGGAGGUUGUUAAAGAAGGUGGAUUCACUAAUGGGGUUGUGGUAGCUGGGUCUCAUUCCGUCUCUGGUGCUUCUAAUUCUAAAAAGAACAAGAAGUUGCAGCAGCAAAGUCCAGCUAUGGUUGUGCAGUUGACACAAGACAACAAGCCUAAUCACCAAAAUCAGAUCAAUCUGAAGCCUAUGGAGCCAAACCCAGGGGAGAUGAAGCCUGUUGUCAUCACUACAGCACCUGGUCCGGCCAUUGGAGGCCGCGGAGGGGGCGGUGGGGUUGUUGGGUUUGGUGGGUACUCAAAUGGGUCAAGUGAGUUUUCUUUAAAAGAGACAAGUCCUCACCUUGGUGGGGGUCUCUUGAACAAGGACAAGACUAGUUCAACAUAUGACCUUGUUGAGCAAAUGCAGUAUCUUUAUGUGAGAGUUGUGAGAGCUAAAGACAUUGGAUUGUUUGGUGGUGGUGGUGAGAUUGUUGCAGAAGUGAAGUUGGGGAACUACAGAGGCAUCACAAAGAGGGGUAGUGCUAAUUCAGACUGGAAUCAAGUGUUCGCAUUCUCCAAAGACUGUAUACAAUCAUCAAUGGUGGAGAUUUUUGUCAAAGAGAGCAACAAAGAUGAGUUCUUGGGCCGUGUUUGGUUCGAUUUGAACGAGGUUCCGAGAAGGGUACCUCCUGAUAGUCAGUUAGCACCACAAUGGUAUAGAAUGGAGGACAAGAAAGGAGACAGAGCAAAAGCUGGUGAAGUAAUGGCGUCCAUAUGGUUUGGGACUCAAGCGGAUGAGGCAUUUGCAGAGGCUUGGCAUUCAAAGGCAGCAAAUGUGAACCUUGACGGGCUUUGUUCAAUCAAAUCCAAGGUAUACCUCUCACCAAAACUAUGGUAUUUAAGGGUUUCUGUCAUUGAAGCACAGGAUAUAGUCCCUGGUGAUAAAGGGCCUGCUAUGAUGAGGUUCCCUGAGCUUUCUGCAAAAGUUCAGGUGGGUAACCAGGUUUUGAGGACUAGAAUUGCUGGAGCUACUCCAAAUCGAAGCGUGUCAAAUCCUUAUUGGAAUGAAGAUUUGUUAUUUGUAGUUGCAGAACCUUUUGAGGACUAUAUGUUGGUUUCAAUUGAGGAUCGUUUUGGGCCAGGAAGGGAGGAGGUUGUGGGGAGACUCUUGCUUCCGGUUACUGCUAUGGAGAGGCGGACGAAUGAAAAACAAGUGACUUCAAGGUGGUUUAAUGUCGAAAACCAAUUCAGCAAUGCUGCUGAUUCGAAGAUUGUGACGAGGUUCGGGUCUAGGAUUCAUCUCAGGGUCUGUCUUGAUGGAGGUUACCAUGUACUUGAUGAAGCUGCUAUGUAUAGCAGUGAUCUUAGGCCAACAGCAAAACAACUAUGGAAGCCUCAUAUUGGUGUGCUUGAAAUGGGGAUAUUGGGUGCCACAGGGCUUAUGCCAACCAAAAUCAAAGAAGGGAAAGGAGGGUCUUCAGAUGCUUAUUGUGUUGCGAAGUAUGGCCAGAAAUGGGUUCGAACCCGGACUGUUGUGGAUAGCUUGUCUCCAAAAUGGAAUGAGCAGUAUACUUGGGAGGUGUUUGAUCCUUGCACAGUGAUCACCAUUGGAGUGUUUGAUAAUAGCCGCGUCGACAAGAAUGUGAUACACAACGCUGGAGCUCGGGAUUCUCGCAUUGGGAAGGUUAGAAUUAGGCUAUCAACCCUUGAAUCUGAUAGAGUCUACACUCACUCGUAUCCGCUGCUUAUGUUGCACACAACAGGUGUGAAGAAAAUGGGGGAGCUCCAUCUAGCUGUGAGGUUCUCAUGUGCUAAUAUGGCUAACAUGUUGCAUAUGUAUAGUUUGCCAUUGCUGCCUAAGAUGCACUACGUGCUUCCUCUGAUUGUGAACCAGGUGGAGAGCCUGAGGUACCAGGCUAUGAAUGUUGUGGCAUCAAGGCUGAGCCGGGCAGAACCGCCUUUAGGGCGAGAUGUGGUGGAGUAUAUGCUUGAUCAUGACUCUCAUAUGUGGAGCAUGAGAAGGAGCAAGGCUAACUUUUUCAGGCUAAUGAAUGUGGUCUCUGGUGUUGUUGCCAUGGGCAAGUGGGUUGAGUCAAUUCGGAAUUGGCAUAGGCCGGUUUAUUCGACCUUGUUUCUUGUAGUUUUUCUGUUGCUGGUUCUAAUGCCUGAACUCAUUAUCCCAAUCAUACUGUUUUACAUGGCAUUUCUGGGGCUUUGGCGUUACAGGUCACGACCACGCCAUCCACCCCAUAUGGAGAUCAGGCUUUCCCAUGCUGAGAGUGUUUAUCCUGAUGAAUUGGAUGAGGAAUUUGAUUCGUUUCCGACUAGUAGAAGUGCUGAGAUUGUUAGAAUGAGAUAUGACCGACUAAGGAGCGUGGCGGGGAGGAUUCAAACUGUGGUUGGAGACAUGGCUUCUCAAGGUGAACGAUUUCAGGCGCUACUAAGUUGGCGAGACCCGAGAGCCACCUUCGUGGCUGUGAUUAUGUGCUUGUUUGCUGCUUUUGGGUUCUACUUACUGCCAAUCAGGGUUGUGGUGGCACUCUGGGUGUUGUACGCGCUGAGGCCGCCAAGGUUCAGAAGCAAGUUGCCUUCUCCAGUGUUCAAUUUCUUGAAGAGGUUACCCACCAAGGCUGAUAGCUUGCUGUAGAGUGAUAGGUCUGCUGUAGAGUGAUAGGUCUGCUGUAGAAUGAAGGGUUAGAUGCAACUUUCGUUUCAAUGCUUAGACUCUAGUAUUCUGAACUUAUUUUGGAUGGUGUUACCCACAAGGCAUGGGCUUUUGUAAUGUCU